AUGGUGGAGUAUGUAGAGGGUACGGUUGAGGCGGGAGCGGCGGAAGAGGCGGUGGGGUCGGCGGAUCAGGGGAAUGAGGAAGAGAAAGAUGACGGCGCGGGAAAUGCUACGAGGUCGGCAGAUGUGGGGAAGGAGAAGGGUGAGGUCAGCGUGGAGGCAACGACGGGAAAUGGCCAGGAUGAGGCGACCUGCGCGGGAGGUGGGAAGGUGUCGGUCGACGCCGGCGAAGGGGCAAACAACACGGGCGUGCAGGAGACUUGGGAAGCACCUGGUCGGCAGGGCCCUGAACUGGACGACGUUGAGGAGCUGGGACGGGAGAACUGGUUGUUGCGGGCGGAGAACGCUCGGCUGGCGACGUUGCUUGAUGCGGAGCGGGCUCGGCUGGACGGGUUUUUUGUUGGGGUCAGUGGACUCGUCGACCACGUUAAAGGGUUGGCCGAGCAGGUCGACGACACCAAGAAGUGUGCCGCGGAACAGCUGCAAAACGCGACGGAGGCCAUGUCGAAGACCAUCACGGGCAACAUCACCGGCAACUUUGACGAAGCGCGGAAGUCGAUGAAGACAUUCGCGGAACAGGCAACGGAGUGGUUGGAGGACUUCGACAAUCCGGAGGGUCGUGUCGCGUAUGCACGGGCGGUAGCGGUCUCCGCCUUGGCCGAACAUGUAGAUUCGGUGGUGGGCGAUGCGAAGAAGGGGUUGGAAGAGUACGUCUUGAACCACCUUGCCUCCGCGCAGUUCAACAUCGCCACCACUGUGACCGCCAGGCUCGCCGUGCCGCCGCCGCCACCGCCUCAUCCCACGCCGCCCGCCAUCCCGGAAGAGCUUUUGAAGUCGUUCAAGGCUGACAUCAUGAAGGCGGUGACGGAGGCCACCCAACAGUCUUUCGUUGCUUCCGAGAUGAAGAUGAUGACAGAGAUGAUCGGCACUGUGGCGCCAGGUCGAGGUGGGUCGUCGCCUUCGGCCAAUGACGCCGAUAACGCGCAAAGAAAAACGGCCGAGAAGAAGGGCCAUAAGAGGACGGACGACGGAGAGGACAAGGAGAGCUCGAAGCGGAGCAAGGGAGCGAACGGUAGCCGCGGGUCGAAGCCUGCGCAACAGAGCGUGGUCGACCAGCUGAAGACGAAGGCGGGGUGGAAGGUGUCAGGUGCGAACAAAGAUGGGCAGGCUGCUCCAGCUCUAGCAGCCCCGGCUGCCGCCAAGGGCGUCGCGAAGGCUGCUUCGGCUAAGGGUGAUGUCGUGGCAUCAGCUAAGGCCCCCCCCGGUGGUACCGCGCUCAAAGAGAUGCUCUGCCGCAUGGAGGCACAUAGCAAGGACGUGCAGCAGCAUCCCGUGGUCGACGCCGACCUUCCUGGAACAGCACGUCGCUCCGUCACUACGCAGGUUGCCGGCAAGUCGUCCGGUGCCCCACCUGCCGCGCCUCCGGUGGCCGCCCCACCGCCUGCGGACCCCAAGUCUGCUUUUCUUCGCUCCCAUUUAGGUGCACGCGAAGCGGCUCCUCCGUCAGUGACCCUGCCGGAACUCGGUAAAAGCACGACGCCAACGUCUGUAAACGCGAUCGCACCCACACCAGAUGCAUCUGUGGUCGAUGUGGCGGCGGAGAAGGGAGUGAGUGCAGCGCUCGCCACCGGCGGCCGCGUAGACAAGCAUGCCGGCCUCGCUGUCUUCAUGGCCCAUUUUGAGGCAGCAAAGUGCCCCGAGCACGCCCCUGUUAUGGCCAUCAUGGACAUGGCGCAUGUGGUGCCGUCGGCGACCCACGGAGGGGGUUCGGCGGAGCAGACGGCCGCAACGGCUGCUGUCGCCGAGAGAAAUGCUGGACGAAAGGAAAAGGAUGACAACGGGAAAGGGAAGGCGGUCUCUAAGAGGAGGCCGCGGGCGAUGUCUGCGGGGAAGUUGAUGUCGGAAGAGAAUGGGAAGAAGGCGGAAGGGGAGCAGGACAAGACGGGCGGCAUGGGUAAGCCGGCGAAGAAGAAGGAGAAGGCGGAGGAGGAGGACGAGGAGGGCGGCGAGGGAGAUAAAGAGCAUGGACGCAGGGGUCAUGGCAUCCGCCGAGACAAGGCUGGCAACGGGCAAGGGUGGGUGGGCGAGAUUAAGGUAAACGGACAGAAUAGGUACAUCGGCAAGUCGAGGGAGAAGAUGGAGCUGGCCUACGAGGACGCGAUUGCGUUCGUCGUCUACGACGGCUACAUGAGCAAGGUGCUCAUGAAGGAGCUCACCGUCUUGAAGCCAGGGGAGCUGGAUAAAGGGAAGGAGGUGUGGGCGGAGGUCAAGUUCUUGCCGACGGAGAUGUGGGCAAGAGGCUUGUGCCAUCCGAGAGCACGGUUCGACGACAUACUCGGCAGGUACCGUGGGUACGCGAGUUCUGGUGAUGCGCUUCAUGACGUGCUCUGGCCGGCGAUCUGGUUCCCCAUCAUCGAGGACACGGAGGAAGGCAAGGAAGAGAUGGACGCUCUCAUGUCGGCGAUGGUAAAUCGCGUGUCGAUGUGCGCGGCGUAUGGGAAGGUCACGGCGAGCGCGACGUUUGGGAAGGUUGAUGCGAGCGUGGAGGGGAAGGUGAACGAGAAGACGGAGAUGGGGGCCCAGGCGUUAGCGGCAUCGGCAUGCGCCAUCUAG
This is a messenger RNA of Closterium sp. NIES-65, 2610 nucleotides long. The record is from the annotation of a GenBank genome assembly. Lineage: Eukaryota; Viridiplantae; Streptophyta; Zygnematophyceae; Desmidiales; Closteriaceae.